GGAUUAUUAUUAUUUUUUUGUGUGUGUGUUGUGGUGGAGGGGGGCCCAAGUAAAUUCUUGCCCAGGGUCCAAUUAAUAUUAAAGACGGCCCUGGAUCUGUCAUUUUUUCCAAACUGAAAGUACUGCCCAUGCUGCCCACCGGCAGUCAGCAGCCAAGUGAAUCUUACCCUCAGCUGCUAUUGGCUGGGAGAGAGAGGGCAGCACUGCCAUUGGCUGCCUGUGUAUUUCAGCCUAGCAGGGCCUGCAGAGGCAGAAAAGAAUGUGACUUUGGGAUUUAACAUCAGGAAACAUCGUUGCGCGCCCCUCCCCCCGCCACCACGCCUAGAGGAAGAAGGCAUGAGGACAGAGUACAUCAGAACUGUCUGAAGCAAUACCGUGGACGAAAGGAAAACUCUUGAAAGCUUGUCUUGGUCCUUUUUACAGAAGAAUGGCAAAGACGCUGCUGCUAGUGGACGUGGACUGUGGUGUGGAUGAUGCUCAAGCUGUGAUGAUGGCUCUGGCAGCACCAGAGGUUGAAGUCCUAGGAAUAACAUGCUGCUUCGGGAACACCACUGUUGACCGCGUCUGUAAGAAUGUCCUGAGGGUCCUUCAAGUGUGUAACAGAAUGGAGAUCCCAGUGUUUCGUGGUGCAUCUAAUUCACUUUUGGCAGAAGUUAAUCCCCAGUUUACCCAUUUUGGAGGCGAUGGGUUGGGAGAUGCAGAUGAUCCAAACAGCCCGGGACUGGAACACUUACAGAAGGAAGAUGCUGUGCAUGCCCUCGUAAGGAUCGUUACUCAGUAUGAGGGGCAAAUAAACCUGGUGGCCUUGGGACCCUUGACUAAUCUGGCCCUGGCAGUCAAGAUUGAUCCAAGUCUUCCCAAAAAGCUGAAUAAACUGUGUAUAAUGGGAGGAAACAUGGAAGGCAGAGGGAACAGAACAGCUUGUGCAGAAUUUAACUUUUACUUGGAUCCGGAGGCUGCCUAUAUUGUGACAAAUGAGUUUACCUGUCCUACGUUUAUUGCUGCUCUGGAGUUCACCCAGGAGAACUGCCUUACUACGGAAUAUUUUAGAGACUGGGUAAACCAGGACACAGAGAAAGCCAGAUUUAUGAAGAAGAUCACAGCAAAGUGGCCUCAGAAACAAUAUUUUGUCUCUUAUGACUCAUACGCUAUGGCUGCAGCAAUUGAGGAGAAUAUCAUCACAGAAUAUGUGAAAUGUGCCGUGAGCGUGGAGCUUCAUGGGAGGUAUGCCAGGGGGAUGCUGGUCUUGGACACAGAGGACAAGUGGAAGAAGGAGCAUAAAGUUUUCCUGAUGAAGAAAUGUAAUCUAGAUCGAUUUAAAGAACGACUAUGGAAUUCUCUUCUAUAAUACAUAACAGAGGGACUAUAAAAAAAAGUAAUAAAUGUUUCACCAAAUUAA
Molecule: messenger RNA, 1399 nt
Organism: Bufo gargarizans (Asiatic toad)
Lineage: Eukaryota; Metazoa; Chordata; Amphibia; Anura; Bufonidae
Product: probable uridine nucleosidase 1
Exons: 7
Coding region: 428-1348 (306 amino acids)
Molecular function (GO): hydrolase activity, hydrolyzing N-glycosyl compounds
Source: RefSeq, a predicted model, not a curated record